CUCAUUUCAGCAAGUGCGUGUCAGCAGUGAGCGGAGGUCCAGAGGUAACGCCACCCGUACAGCAGAUAUUACGCAGGAUUCAUGACGGCUUAGACGGCUUGUUCAUCCCUGCCAGGUGUGGACCUAAUUCUAAACCCAGUAUGAGCACUAUAGCCUACUGGAGCUGAUAGCUUGCUUUUGAAUAUUUGUGGACACAGGACUGUGGUGAGCAGAGAGAGAACAAUAUGGCUCUAUUUAAGCUGGAAAAUGUUGAAGACCUUUAUGAGAUUGGAGAAGUUUUGGGAAGUGGUCACUUUGGGCAAGUGCACGAGGUGCGGGAGAGAGCCACUGGUGUACUAUGGGCGGGGAAGUUCCUGAAGCUGAAGCGUGGUGCGGGAAGCAGGCUGGGGCUGGAGAGGAAAAGUGUGGAGAAAGAAGUGGAGAUUCUUCAGGGCCUCCAAAAUCAGAACAUAAUGGCCAUCAAAGAUGUUUUCGAGAGCAGGACGGAGGUGGUCCUCAUCAUUGAGCUCAUAAAGGGUGGCGAACUCUUUGAUUUCAUCGCUGAGAAGGAAAACCUCACUGAGACAGAUGCCAUUGAGUUCUUGAAACAGAUUCUGGAAGGCGUAAGCUACAUGCACCAAAAAAACGUUGGCCACUUUGACCUUAAGCCAGAGAACAUCAUGUUGUCAGACAAGCACCCUCCCAAUCAACACAUCAAAAUCAUUGAUUUCGGCAUUGCCCAUCGCUUCAUUCAAGGGGAAGAGUAUAAGAGCUUAGGAGGAACCCCUCAGUACAUCGCUCCUGAGAUCAUCAACUACGAGCCCCUUAGUACAGCUGCAGAUAUGUGGAGCAUUGGUGUUAUUACCUACAUCCUUUUGAGUGGUCUGUCCCCAUUCCAAGGGGACACAGAUGAAGAGACUCUGAGGAACAUCGUGGCAAUGAACUACAAGUUUGAGCCUCACUACUUCAGUCAAACCAGUAACAUGGCCAAAGACUUCAUCCUGAAACUACUAGUUAAAGAUCAAAGUGAAAGGAUGACAGCCGAUGAAUGCCUCAUUCACCCCUGGAUUAAGCCUCUCAAUAGAACUCAAAUGGCCAAAAGGAACCGCUCCUCCAUCAACAUUAAGAACUUUAAGAAGUUCAAUGCGAAGAGGAAAUGGAAGAUGUCCUUUAACAUGGUUUCGGCCUGUAAUCGAUUUUCUCGAAUGCAGUUACUGUGUAAGGCCCGUGGUUCCGAACAACAAGAACUGAGGGACUGUGAGAGCGAUCAGGAGGACUCAGUUUCAAAACCUGCCUCGCUGUUACACCGGCGUCUUAGUAGCAAUUCAUAAAACUCGCCGGUUGAGGGAGAUAAAAACUACACGCAUCUGCUGUAGUGCUCUGUGCCGCAUACAGAGGGCGAGAGAGCGCACUUAAUCAGCAAUUCAAGCUCUUCCUUCAUCCGAGGCCUUGAACCUGCGAUUGCCCAACAACCAGCUACAAAUCCAGGUACAGUGGGUGACUUUAAAGAAGGAUUGGGCCAUGAGAUCAUCGUGGCACUCUUCAAACUAAUAUGCAAGCAUGUUAUUAGAGUUCUACCUCCAACAGACUUUGUGAUGCUUCUGCCUGAUACUGUGGAUAGGAGUGUCAAUUCUCUUGAAGGUUGUACCUGCAACAUUCAAAAUUCUCCUCUAACAUUUAAAGAAACUUAUUUAGCUGGGAUCCAAUUUGGUGUUUUACUGUUUCUUUUUUAUGGUUCGACUGUAACAAAGUCAACAUGCCACAUGGUGAGAUUUUAUUACUGCUUUUAUGUUUAUGUCAAGAAACACACAUAACACAAAUUGUAAGAGAGGACUUAAACAGUUGAGUCUUUUUUAGUCAGGCUUCUGGGCUGAGUGCCUUAACCUUCAUAUCGUCUCAAAAACAUGAUGCAAACCAAUGCAUUUUCUCCCAUCCUGGAUCAGACUACCAGAGACCACAAACUAAUCCCUACAAUUUACACCAAUCUGCUUUAUACUGCCUCAUAUAAUGUACAACUACAAAAUGUAUUUCAUUUUAAAGACUUUGUGAGAACCAGUUGCAUUUUUAAUCUGUUUGGCUGAAUUGUAGUUCAUGUAUUGCUGUGAAUGCUUUGUAACCAAAUAUUCUUUAGUGCUAGUACUGAUAGUAUUUUUAUUUUAUUUUAUAUUAAAAAAAAAUGGUGUGCCUGAAAGUUUACUCUCUAGUUGCCGUCUUCAGUAAGUUAAUUUAUGACACUUACAAACAGCAGUUGUAAAUUCUUUGCUUUUGACCUGUUAUGAUAACAUAUUACUCAUAUAUACAACUUUACUCAUAUAGUCUAUAUAAUCUAACAGAGAUUUCGUUCGAAGUGUCAGUUUAAAUGUACUUGAAUGGCGACAUUGAUGCAAUUUUGAGUUUUAUGUAAUAAUGCUUGAACUUGAAGGCAUCUAGACACUAUUUGUGUCCUUUACUGUCAGGGUUGCUAAAAAGUAUAUUACCUUUUUUUAUAUAUAUAUAUAUAGUGCCUAACAAUAUUUUUGGUGAGAAAAAGAAAUAUCUCAAAUAGAAGUGAGUAUUUUUCAAAGGAUACUGGUCUUCCUUAUAGGUCUGUAAACACUGUUCAGAUAGAGAAGUCUUCCAUUAUCCAAACAUUACAUUUUACCCUCUUACUCUCUUUCACUUGUUGAACUUGUAAUGUGAGUAUCGCACAAUUGUCUGUUGUAUAUUGUUAUAUCAUAUAUUAUAUAUUUUGAAUAAUAUACCUGACAUAUAAGAAUGUUAAUGUGCGUUAUGUAACAAAUUAUGUUUACGUUAAAACAGGCUUUGCUGUAAUAUUUAAUAUUACAAUUCAAUUUAUCAAAAUAGCCAAUGGGAUCAACUUUAUAUUACGUGUUUUUGCAACUAUGUAAUUAAGCAUUUCAUACAAUGUACUUGUUAUGUUCACACAUGUGUUGUUGCAGCAUUGUACAUACAUUUAAAGUACCUGCAUGUAAUUACAUCUGCUAUUACACUGUUAACAUUACCACUAAUCCUAAACCUACCCAUACCUCAACCUCAGUAGCAGCAAAUGUGAAUCUUGUGAGACUUUUUCUUACACAAUAAGUACUUUGUAUUGUAUGUAUUUUAAUGUUAGUACAUAGUAGUUAGACACUUAAUAUAAAGUGGAAUCAGUCAAUAGACUACAGUUUUAAUUCAUGUUUUUUAUAUUACCUUAUUAUUAUUGUUUUUAAAGUGGUGCAUGUCAGAUUAGUAAAUGUGAUUUCAUACAAUGUUUCGUCAGAAUGAGGGAAGGCCCUCAAUACAUCUCAGAUCAGUAUGUGCGUGUUGUUGAAUUCAGUGCAUUUGUGCUUGUUUCAUGACUUGUUGUGUUUUAUGUAAUUUGUAUAUAUUUAUAUAAACUCAGCAAAAAAGAAACAUCCUCUCACUUUCAACUGCUUUUAUUUUCAGCAAACUUAACCUGUGUAAAUAUUUGUAUGAACAUAAAAAGAUUCAAAAACUAAGACAUAAACUGAACAAGUUUCAAAGACAUGUGACUAGAGCAGUUUUUGCCAGUCCUUUCAAGUCCAGUGAAGGUGGGUUUGUGCCCAUAGGUGAGAUUGUUGCUGGUGAUGUCUGGUAAGGACCUGCCUUACAAAGGCCUGCAAGCCCUCAGUCCAGCCUCUCUCAUCCUAUUGCGGACAGUCUGAGCACUGAUGGAGGGAUUGUGUGUUCCUGGUGUAACUCAGGCAGUUGUUGCCAUCCUGUACCUGUCCCGCAGGUGUGAUAUUCGGAUGUACUGAUCCUGUGCAGGUGUUGUUACACGUGGUCUGCCACUACGAGGACGAUCAGGUGUCCUUCCUGUCUCCCUGAAGCGCUGUCUAAAUAUCUCACAGUAUGGAUAUUGCAAUUUAUUGCCCUGGCCACAUCUGCAGUCCUCAUGCCUCCAUGCAGCAUGCCUAAGGCACAUUCACGCAGAUGAGCAGGGACCCUGGGCAUUUUUAUUUUGGUGUUUUUCAGAGUCAGUAGAAAGGUCUGUUUAGUGUCCUAAGUUUUUGUAACUGAGACCAUAAUUGCAUACCAUCUGUAAGCUGUUAAUGUCUUAACGACCGUUCCACAUGUGCAUGUUCAUUAAUUGUUUAUGGUUCAUUGAAACAGCAUGGAAAACAUUGCUUAAACCCUUUACAAUAAAGAUCUGUAAAAAUUUAGAUUUUUACAAAAUUAUCUUUAAAAUACAGUGUCCUAAAAAGGGACGUUUAUAUAUAUAUAUA
This is a messenger RNA of Xyrauchen texanus (razorback sucker), 4205 nucleotides long. RefSeq names its product death-associated protein kinase 2-like. Gene Ontology annotation, molecular function: ATP binding; protein serine/threonine kinase activity. Lineage: Eukaryota; Metazoa; Chordata; Actinopteri; Cypriniformes; Catostomidae. Gene Ontology annotation, cellular component: cytoplasm; nucleus. The record is from RefSeq and is a predicted model, not a curated record. The transcript has 12 exons. The coding region runs from base 225 to 1310 and encodes 361 amino acids. Gene Ontology annotation, biological process: intracellular signal transduction; positive regulation of apoptotic process; protein phosphorylation.